Prunus armeniaca (apricot) is the source of this 285-nucleotide messenger RNA. The record is from the annotation of a GenBank genome assembly. Lineage: Eukaryota; Viridiplantae; Streptophyta; Magnoliopsida; Rosales; Rosaceae.
AUGUUGGACCAAUCGUAUCCAGAGACAUGCCUAUCCGAAUGGGAAGGAUUCGGACGAAUGAAAUUUCGGCACUCAACAAAUGGGUUGGGACGAGGAAUCCAACGUACCAUAACCACGAGCCAUCAGGCCCAUCACUACAACACAAACACGUGUCGGUGGGUCCCCCUCUUUGAGGCAUUGAAUGUAGACGUUGAAUCAACCAAAGAAAACCAUCCAAUCUACACCGUCCAAUCACGUAAGUACAGAAGAUAUGCGGUUAAGAUUUCUACUGUGUCUUACACUUAG